ACUGAUUUAAUCGAAUACGAAGAAAACGCUGCGGAUUUAAUUGAAUUCGAAGAAAAAAACGCUACAAAGUGCCGAUUAGUAAUACCCGAUAUUGUUAAAUUUUAUAAGCUGUGUAAGAAAAUGAAAGCCGAAGGUGUUAUAGUGACGAAUGUAUUUUAUAGAAGCUCUGCUAAGACGAGGGCCAAAGAACUUAACAUAUUAUUGACAAAACCAGAACAUGCAAAAGGAAAAAUAGAUGAUUUUUUCGAAGAUUUAAAAUUUUUAACAAUCAGCGAAUCAUCGGCGGAAGAAAUCA
Molecule: messenger RNA, 295 nt
Organism: Dentiscutata erythropus
Lineage: Eukaryota; Fungi; Glomeromycota; Glomeromycetes; Diversisporales; Gigasporaceae
Source: the annotation of a GenBank genome assembly